GAUUACAGAAAAAAAACAAACAAACGCGUGAUUUGUUAUUGAUAAAAGUUUUCGUUAAUAAACAACAAUCCUACCACAAUUGCAUUGUUUAUCGUUUAAGAGAAAUUUAACAUUUUCUUAAGUACGUUUUUUUUUUAAAAAGUUUUUCCACGUAAUUCACUUUAGCCUCAAAUUUCAAUCCCAAAAAUGGGAGGAAAUCUUUUAAAAAAAUCUUGCAGAAUAUGCUUCAGUGAACACCAGCAACUAAGAUCAAUUUUUCAGCCCUACGAGAACACAGGAACCGAUUUAUUAAUUUCACAAAUGAUAAUGUCUUAUACUUCAUUGAUGAUAACGCUAGGAGAUGGUUUACCUGAAGGGAUUUGCCAAAAUUGUUCUGAGCAAGCUGCCAGAUGCUACUUAUUUAAAUUAAAAUGUGAAGAGGCAGAUUUAGCUUUGCGAAAACAAUUAUCCCAAUCACUAUACAACAGUAUUGAAAGUGGUCACAAUAUAGAUGAUAAGUUGUUUGUGGAACCUAAACAUAAUGAAGUUGAUCAUGAUGGUGAUUCAGAAUGUACCUUUGAAUUUAAGGAAGAAGAUCACCCCUUUUUUGAGGAAAAUUCUGUGAAAAAUGAACAGGAAGACAAAAAAUUACAAGAAAAAAAUAGUGAAUAUAACAGGGCAGUGAUAUUGGAAAAAAAUCAAUGUACUAUUUGUCAUAAAAUAUUUUCCAGUCAAAGACUUCUCACAAAACACAAGAAGUUUCAUAAUCAAAAAUAUGUUUGCGGGGUUUGUAAAAAAAAGUUUUCCACUAUUCAAUUUUUAGAGCGUCAUAAAGUUCAACAUUCUUCAGAAAAUAAGAUUACAAAAGAAAGUUUUGAUUCUUCUGAAGAAGCUAACAGCAACCAUAAAAAAAUUUUUACGAAAAAUACAUGCAUGGUAUGCAACAAAGCGUUUGUUAAAAAGAGAGAAUUUAUGGCUCAUUUGAUUACUCAUACAGACAAAAAAGACAAUCACAUCGAAUGCCAUAUUUGCCAUAAAAAAUUGACUGAAACUACAAACUUAACUAGGCAUUUAAUGAUUCAUUCUGCUAUAAAGCCACAUGUUUGUAAUUUAUGUUCAAAAGGAUUUGCAAGAACUGAGCAACUAAACAAUCACAUGACUGUUCAUUUUGGCAUUAGGCCACAUGUCUGUAAAAUUUGUGGAAAAGGGUUUAAUAAAUCGUUCUAUUUGAAAACUCAUAUGAAAAUUCAUAAUGAAGAGAAACCAUAUUUAUGCACUAUAUGUGGACGAGUAUUUAAACAGCUUGGGAAUUUAAAACAACAUACCAUAAGACAUAGCGGAGUCAAAAGCAAUCUUUGCAGUGUGUGUGGCAAAGGGUUUGCAAGCAAAUGGGAACUUUGUGCACAUUUGCCAGUACAUACAGGUAUUCGCCCAUUCGUAUGUUGUACGUGUAAUAGAGGCUUUACAACGUCAAACUCUCUCAAAAAACAUAUGCGUAUUCAUUCAGGGGAAAAACCGUAUGAAUGUGAAUUAUGUAAGAUGAGAUUUUUGCAUUCGGCAAUGUUUACUAGACAUAAACGGACACAUUCCGGAGAAAAGCCUUACGCUUGUCCCACCUGCCCAAAAGCUUUUGCUCAAAAAAAUGAUCUAAUGGCACAUCAGCGAAUUCAUACAGGGGAACGACCGUUUAUUUGCGAUAAAUGCGGUCAAGCAUUUAAAAGAAAUUACGGACUGAAAAGGCAUAAAAAAAUACAUAUUGAUAAAUAAAAUG
Messenger RNA from Agrilus planipennis (emerald ash borer), 1750 nucleotides. Its product is annotated as zinc finger protein OZF-like. Gene Ontology annotation, molecular function: zinc ion binding; DNA-binding transcription factor activity, RNA polymerase II-specific; RNA polymerase II transcription regulatory region sequence-specific DNA binding. Gene Ontology annotation, biological process: regulation of transcription by RNA polymerase II. The transcript is spliced from 4 exons. NCBI's taxonomy places the organism in Eukaryota, Metazoa, Arthropoda, Insecta, Coleoptera, Buprestidae. Gene Ontology annotation, cellular component: nucleus. Bases 187 to 1746 code for a protein of 519 amino acids. The record is from RefSeq and is a predicted model, not a curated record.